This is a messenger RNA of Arabidopsis thaliana (thale cress), 1081 nucleotides long. RefSeq names its product Thymidine kinase (gene TK1b). Gene Ontology annotation, biological process: response to stress. The coding region runs from base 82 to 930 and encodes 282 amino acids. Gene Ontology annotation, cellular component: cytoplasm. The transcript has a single exon. Lineage: Eukaryota; Viridiplantae; Streptophyta; Magnoliopsida; Brassicales; Brassicaceae. The record is from RefSeq and is marked reviewed. Gene Ontology annotation, molecular function: ATP binding; thymidine kinase activity; identical protein binding.
AAUAGACCCCUUUUCCCAAUAAACCCUAAUUCCUUGCGGCUUCUUCUUCUUCCUCCUCCUCCAUUCCUCUGUAAUUAUCAAAUGUUUGGUGUUUCGAUGAGAACAUUAAUCUCACCAUCUCUUGCUCCCUUCUCUCUUCAUCUCCAUAAACCCUCUCUCUUCUCCACCGCUCUUCGCUUCUCCUUCUCAAUCAACAACAUAACCCCCACAAAUUCACCUCCUUCCACCAUUUCCACCAGAAAGCUACAAACGAAAGCGACGAGGGUAACAUCAUCAUCAUCAUCUCAGCCGCUCUCCUCCUCAUCUCCCGGCGAAAUCCACGUCGUAGUCGGUCCAAUGUUCUCCGGUAAAACAACAACACUUCUCCGCCGUAUACUCGCCGAAAGAGAAACCGGUAAAAGAAUCGCAAUCAUCAAAUCCAACAAAGACACAAGAUACUGCACCGAAUCAAUAGUUACUCACGACGGUGAGAAAUACCCUUGCUGGUCACUCCCCGAUCUCUCGUCCUUCAAAGAGAGAUUCGGAUUCGACGACUACGAGAAUCGAUUAGAUGUGAUUGGAAUCGACGAAGCUCAAUUCUUCGGAGAUCUUUACGAGUUUUGCCGUGAAGCUGCUGAUAAAGAGGGUAAAACUGUAAUUGUUGCUGGAUUGGAUGGUGAUUUUAUGAGGAGGAGGUUUGGUUCGGUUCUUGAUUUGAUUCCGAUUGCGGAUACGGUUACGAAGCUGACGUCACGGUGUGAGGUUUGUGGGAAGAGAGCUUUGUUUACGAUGAGGAAGACGGAGGAGAAAGAGACGGAGUUGAUCGGUGGUGCUGAAGUUUAUAUGCCUGUGUGUAGGAGUCAUUACGUUUGCGGUCAAAACGUUUUGGAAACCGCUCGUGCCGUUUUGGAUUCAAGCAAUAAUCAUAGUGUUGUAGCAAGUUCACUUUAGUUUGUAGGAUUUGAGAGUGUUUAGAUAUUUGGUUUAUUAGCUUUGAGAUAUUUGGAAUUUUAAACAUAAUUAUGUACUAUUUAAUCAAUGAUUUUAAGAUAACACUCUUAUUUGUGAAUUUCUUGUAGAAACCCUUAUAUCGAAAAAAUUU